Molecule: messenger RNA, 4266 nt
Organism: Batrachochytrium dendrobatidis JAM81
Lineage: Eukaryota; Fungi; Chytridiomycota; Chytridiomycetes; Rhizophydiales
Exons: 3
Coding region: 1-4266 (1421 amino acids)
Biological process (GO): DNA damage checkpoint signaling; positive regulation of transcription by RNA polymerase II
Cellular component (GO): nucleus
Molecular function (GO): histone binding
Source: RefSeq, a predicted model, not a curated record
AUGAGGAAUAUCCAAGACACUGAUGGAACAAAAAGAAUAAAUACUACAAACUGUACUGCUACUAGACAAUCAAAACGUUUGCCAUUGAAUCAGCAUCAUCAUACACAACAGCCAUUGAAAACUGCUGUUUCGUCAAUUACUACUCAACACAAUGCUACAUAUCAACCUACUGUUAAACUAGACUCUGCUACUAAUACCAUUCAAACUAAACCAUGUUUGUCUUUAUCAACAGAGAGGGAUUUGAAUUCAUCUUCUAGUUUAUCACAGCAACAACAGCAUGAUCGCAUUCCGCAUACACUACAGGCUGGCGAGCAAUUAUCAUUAUUGCAUCAAGAUCUACUUUCUCAAGACACUCUUAAUAGUGCAGACGAUAGUCAAAGUAGUGUUCUUGUUGCUCUUAGUCCAGUUCUUGUGUCAUGUGAAGCGACUAGUCCAUCACUGUUUAUUUCAACACAGGAACGCUCUAAUAGGGCUGUAUCGCCUUCAACCGCUUGUUUUCGGACGCAAUCGCCAUUGGCAACAGCACCUAUCGAUAAUCCCAUUUCCACUAAUCACCCAAACGCUGAAUUAGAUUCUUCCAAUACCAGCAACAUGGAAACAUUCAUGGAAUCUACACAGAGUACUAUAGAAUAUGUUGAAUGUUCUCUAUCAAACAAUUCCAUGCCAUUGGGCCAAAUUCAUAUUCCAAACGAAUCCUCGCUUAAUUCGCUAGAAAAUGCUAAUCUUGCAGUGGAUUAUGUCACUUUGAUUCCAGACACGCAACCCUCGGCAACAUUGGAAUGGAGUCAAAUGCAAACGCAACCGUUAGAUAUCCCAUUUUCGCUAGAUACUGAAUCACAACUAGCUGAUAUAGAUGCAUUACGGCAACCGCCUGCUGAACCAAUAUCUUUACAUGACAUUAUGUUGGAAGCACACGUAGUAUCCACUUGCUCAUCUGUCGAAACCGACGAUCUGCAUACUGCAUGUUCUCUGGAUGCCACGUCAAUCACAGGUGACUCUCUUGCACCAGAAGCCAUUCAUGAGCUUCAAUCCAUGACUGGCUCAUAUUUACCACGGCAUACGCUGGAUCAGUCGCUCAAUAUCAUUUCACCAUCACCACUCAUCGAGAUCUGCAUCGAUGGUAAAUCUAGUGUUAGGGGUGUAUCUGAGUUGGAAACUGCUUCAUUACUGCAAUCGCAAAAAACUUUGAUGGCGUCAACUACUCUCUCGCAGCGGCGAUUACUCAAAACUGCUCGAGAAGAAAAUAUCUUGCCUCUUAAUAGUCCAACAGUUACUACAAGACGCCAAUCUGUAGAUAGAGAUGUUACACAAGGCAUUGAGAAUCAGCGAGAGAAAACAAACACUGUAUUUAAAUCUCCCCAGCAUACUAAUGCACAGCGAAAAUCUAGUCAAUCUUUUGGACUGGGAUGCUUGGAUUCUCAAUCAAGGCAUUAUGGAUACCUGUCGUGCUCACAGCCAAUGACUGGCAUAUCCCAGGAAAUUGCAGAUACCCAACCGUUGGGUUCAUUUGAUACCAAUCUACCGUGUUUAGACGAGAAUGAUGAUGACAUUGGUGAGCUCCGACUUACUCUACACCAAAACACUUUGAACAAGCAACUUUCAUUAACGACCACCGAGUCCUUUAUUCAUUCAAUCAAGACAGAUGAUACGUCUUUUGGUUUAAAUAGUGGUACCAUGUCAUCUAAUCCAAACCAGCACGCUUUGGAAUCAGAUCAAUACCGUAUAAGUCGAAUUUCUACACCUGAAUGUGUUGAUGAACCACAUAUACUUGACUCGUCCAAAACUGUAUCAUGUGCUCAGCCUAGCUUAUUUCUUCAUGCUUCAACCUUGCAAGAGCCAGCUACAAGUCGUGUCGAAUUAAAAGAUGUAGCGGGUUUGGCUCUUCACGACAUAAAACCAGUAUUACCAAUUGUCAUCAGUCCAUUCAAGGCAAGGUUGAGUGCGCAUGAAACUGGUUCAAAUUUUGAGUCGAGCAAUGAUCCAGUAGUUAUGGACAACAACGCAACUGAAAAGAUAUCCUAUUCCACUGAAUGUGCAGAAACUAUGAUUGCAUUGCUGGGUAGUGAUGUUACUAUUGCUGAUAUUUCACACGAUAUCGUGCCUGCUUUAAAGUCUAUUCAAGUACCAACAAGAAAGUCACAACGACUACGUGGCCGCUCUAACAUUGCUUCUGAUCAAGUGCAGCCUAUCAAACUAAAGAUGCCAGAGUCUGAACUACCAUGUCCUUUGCCUAUACCAUUUGGAAAAACGGAUCAUGCACAAAAACCAGAUGACGGAGCGAGAGAAAUCAAAAAUGAUGCAGGAUGCACGCAAAAUGUAUCUGUUGAUUGCACGACCAAAAGUACUAUAUUUUCUCGUAAGAAACAAGCUUUUCAGAUGCAUGGAAAUCACCUGAAUAAUGGCGAUAAAGCAAAUGCAACAACUCAGGAUGUGCUAUAUACAUGUACACAGUGUGAAGCUACAGCCACUACAUGCCAACGUAAAGGAUUGAAUGAAACCAAUUAUUUAUGCGACGACUGUAAAAUGCGCUGUACUUUAAACGAGAUAAACACUUGCGCAAUGGACACAUCUGGUUUAGAAACGAAUACUGGCAUUGGUUUUGUUGCUGACACUGCAUUAAUGCCUGUGUCAAAUCAGCCAAUCAAAUCUGUGCAAUCUGAUCAAACUACUUGCAACAAAACCAUGAUCAAAAAGCAAGAUUUGUUGGAGUUUGAAUCUACCGAGACGGAUGCUUCGCUUGAUCAUGGCGCAGAUACUGGCACUGAUGUUUGUCAAGAACUACGCAAACUUAGAUCCAAGCGUCGCAAGGUGACUAUUGCCGCACAUGAUUCAUCCGUGGAUACCACUCCAUUUAAAGCAUCAUCUCGAUGCACUCCUAAACAACGAGCAUCAAAAAAGUCUUGCUAUGUUUCACCCCGAAUGCCUUUUCCAAAUUCUACUUCAACUCCUCAACGUCAAUUACAAUUUUACCUUCAAGACCAAUCGUAUCUUUUUUUACAAUACCAACGUGGUGAUCAUGUAUGGGCAUUAUGGAACGAUGUAUACUAUCCUGCCAUGAUCAAUGAACGACUUGGAAAAAGCAACCGAUACAUGAUUCUCUAUCUCAAAGACGCAUCUACUGAGUUGCUAGAUAUUGAUCGGUUGAGACCGUUGGAUAUUGCUAUUGGAGAUGCGUGUCAUACUGUUGGGAAAAAAGGUGAACUGCGAUUGAAAGUUGCACGAGUAUGCCAGAUUGUGGAUCCGUUCAAGACUUACAAGAUCUCACUUGAUGCCAAGCACGAGGCAAAGUGUGUACCGUUGAAUACAAUGACCACUACCGCUAUGUUGAUUGCCAAGAAUGCUUGCAAAAGAGAGGUUAAUGGGGGUUUACCCAACUUAUUUGAUACACGAGAAGUUGUCAAGGAUGCUUGUAAGGUGGAGUCAAUGAGCGAACAGUUGAAUUUUGAGCAUAAUAUGUUUGCAGGGUUUGGAUUUUUGGUUUCUUUUUCACGAUUGCAUACUGCUUCAACUUUUACAGUGCGAUCCAAUGCCACUACCAAUCCUGAUGGACAUCAUCAGGUUUGCACUAGUUUUGCUAGCAGUGUAUCAGGAUUCACAACUGAUGUGGAUCUACACCAACGACAUCAUGCUGCUAGUCACGAUAUUCUUUGUAUAGAUCGAAAAGAAUCUAUUAUAUUCGAGUUACAAAAGGCUGGUGGAUUGGUAUAUGAUGAUUUCAGUACACUUUUUGAUGGUCAUCAGCCAACCAAGACAUGUCCUGCUGCUGUCGUUCUCGUUGCUCAACGACCUACGCGAUCUAAAAAGUUUAUCAUGGCUGUUGCAUUGGGUAUACCCAUUGUUUCAACCAUGUGGGUUCAAGCGUGUAUGAAUCAAGCAAGUAGUGGAUCGUUGGUUGAUUUUGCAGACUACAGACUAUCGAAUGGAGAAUCACUUGAAAUGGGACAUUGGUGUGUUCUCGCACCCUCACCCAAAGGCGUAUUUCAGUCUAUAAAGCUAUUCAUUUACUCCAAAGACAAGUCCAAAACUACCGAGAUCAAAUCCAUCAUACAAAGUGCGGAUGCUCAUAUUGUAUCGCAUCAAGCCUUUCGACUUGACCAGCCGAUUGAUUAUAUUGUAUGUGUGUCAAAACCUACACAAGAAGAUGUCUUGACUCUUUUAAAUCGAUCCAAUGCACCCGUUGUUACACUUGAAUGGGUAUUUCAAUGUAUUAUCAAUCAGCGACUAUUGGAUGUUCAGAGUCAUUCACGAUACCACUGUUGGGAAUAA